Alternaria alternata is the source of this 1807-nucleotide messenger RNA. RefSeq lists its product as hypothetical. The coding region runs from base 370 to 1479 and encodes 369 amino acids. The record is from RefSeq and is a predicted model, not a curated record. The transcript has a single exon. Lineage: Eukaryota; Fungi; Ascomycota; Dothideomycetes; Pleosporales; Pleosporaceae.
GCAUCGUGAGCUUUCUCAUGCACCGCUCCGACUCUCGCAGCUCCAACACGCCGCAUCUCGCACGCAGUCUGUCGCUCAUACCUGUCGCUGAGCAGUUUGACCGCCGCUGGCCAGUCACGGCGCGCAAAAGGUGAGUUUCCGGCGGCUGAAACGCUGCAAGGUCCAUCGUGCGUUCAGCGCCUAGAACAACACGAGCACCGCGCUAUCCCCCUGCGCUCCUUAGCUCCACCUCGGCCUCUCCAGUCCAUAGUCUUGAGCGCAGACUAUGUAUACUCGCAGACCGCCGUCAUGACUGCUGCAAAUCCUUCCUCGCCGCCUGAUGUGAAUGAAGAUCUGCAUCACGACGAUCUUGUCCAACGCCUAAAGUCCAUGUCCACUGUGAGCCCGACACCGCCUCAAGGCCCGAACAAGACACCGACUCCUACCAAAGCGCCUAUACAAGACACACCACGCUCAAGCUCAAGCUCGAGCUCAAGCCAGCCCUCUGCCGACACCAUGGGAGAAAGCAGCACCCUCGCCCGCCAGCUUAGCAACACCUCCGACGACAGCAUGACUUCGCGCAGGCCCUCUACACCACGCUCGCAGACGGACCCCCAGCCCGACACUCUCACCUCCCUCACCACUCGGCCACGGAAUCGCUCGCCCUACUCUCGCUCUCAUCUUCGCUCCCAGAGCGGGUCAGCGUUGCCGAGCGCGCCGCCCAUGACACGGGCCCAUUCGUUGCCUACUGUCAUGCAACCGUCUGGCAACCUCAGGCUCUCGCCUACCCCGAUGGAGCUUGCCCUCCCGGCUUCUCCUCUACGCUCGCCCAAGCGGACCCGCAGCCCGCGAGCACUGGAGCCACGGCCGCAUACAGUAGGGGCCCCAGAGCGGUACGGCUCGGGUAUCCGUCCGGCCUCUAUCGGCUCCUUCGAGGGCGCUCCGAGUGUGUGCGAUAUCUCAGAAGAUGCCGAGCUGGAACUCACGCCACGCGUUGGCACCACCGUGUCGAGUCUGUACAGCAGCACAGGCUCGCUCUCAAGGCGGCGUCGACCAGCUUCACCGCUCUAUCAAGUCUCGGUGUCCUUCGGCGCACCGCCUACCAGUACCCCGUCGGUCAGCACUCCAACAUCAACUGCCUCCUCGCCGCUCCUCGCACCAUCCAGGUUCAACGAGAACUACCCCAUGUCACAUGCUUCAUCGUCUGUACCCUCUACACCAACCUCGAUGCGCUCCCGCAGUCCUUCCAUUUCUUCCCUCGAGACUAUCGAAGACAGUCCAGACGCAGAAGAAGAGGCUAUAGAGGCCGACCGCAUACGGCGCCUGAAGGCUGCCGCUGAUCGUGAGGAUGGUGGAGAGGCCAGAAGGUCCAGCUUAGAUGUGCCAGAAGGCCGUGGGCGCAGUCUAGGUUUCGGCAAGCGAGACUCGAGGAAGAGGUGGAGUGUCUGCGGAGCGGAACGACGCGGCGACCUGGAUCUGGAGACCAUCUGGGAAGAUUGAUUCUCAACACUGAUCUGUCAGCGUGACUGCAUCUUUCGAGUGCGCGGCUUUGAGCGUACGGAGUUUUGGGGUUUGUUUUUGGCGAAUGGUUGGUCUUGCACUUUUUUGUUUUCACAUUAUGAUCGUCACCCAACGCGGCUCGGACCAGCGUUCAUGGAUGGAACGAGGAUGCGCUUUUGUUUUACGCAUAUGGUAUGAUACAUUUCAACGAUACGACACGACACGUCGUCGCAGCAUGAUACCCUCCUUCAGGAGCUUUAGUUUUGAGGCUGUCUUACAGUCUGACCUGCAUUUAGUAACCUGCAAUACAAUACCGAUUGAUCUGGAA